UUCUGAUUUUUAAUACAAACCUAUCCAAUGAGAUUCUACAUGCCACAUGGCAACACUCCAUCUAAUACCAAAUUCACAUUCCUAUCCUUUAAGAUAAGAAACAUUUGCAUACAUUAAUAAAAAUUUGCACAUUUUCUUUCUCAUUCACCAUCCAAAUAAUUCACAUCAACACAAACUCACUAAGCUUAGUCACUUUAUCCCUUGAGGGCAAAGGCAGCUAUCAUGGCUUCUGCUUGUGCUUCUUCUGCCAUUGCAGCUAUUGCCAUCUCUACCCCAAGUUCUCAGAAGAAUGGAUCAGCCUUAGGAAUCACAAAAGCUUUUCUUGGGAGGAAACUGAAGGUGAACAACAACACAUCAGUUAGAGUAAGAUCUGCUGCCACAACAAAGUGUGCAGUAGCUGAGCCUGAUAGGCCUAUUUGGUUCCCAGGAAGCACACCUCCUGCAUGGCUUGAUGGCAGUCUCCCUGGAGAUUUUGGGUUUGAUCCUCUUGGUCUUGGAUCUGAUCCAGAGAGCCUAAGAUGGAAUGUUCAAGCAGAGCUAGUUCACUGCAGAUGGGCAAUGUUAGGUGCAGCUGGAAUUUUCAUUCCAGAAUUCCUAACAAAGAUUGGUAUCUUGAACACACCAUCAUGGUACACUGCUGGAGAGCAAGAGUAUUUCACAGACACCACCACACUCUUCAUAAUUGAACUCCUUUUCAUUGGUUGGGCUGAGGGUAGAAGAUGGGCUGACAUAAUCAAUCCUGGUUGUGUCAACACUGACCCUAUCUUUCCAAACAACAAGCUCACAGGAACUGAUGUGGGCUACCCAGGUGGGCUUUGGUUUGACCCACUUGGUUGGGGAAGUGGUUCUCCUAAAAAACUUAAGGAGUUGAGAACAAAGGAAAUUAAGAAUGGAAGAUUGGCUAUGUUGGCUGUGAUGGGAGCUUGGUUCCAGCAUAUAUACACAGGCACUGGUCCUAUUGAUAACCUCUUUGCUCACCUUGCUGAUCCUGGACAUGCUACUAUUUUUGCUGCUUUCACUCCGAAAUGAGAAGGGCUAGGACAACCUUGGAGAAACAAAUUGUGAACAUGUUUUACUAAGUAGUAAGGCAUACAUGUUAUUUUAGGAGGAGUGUUUAUGUUGGUGGAAGGUUGUAAAAUGGUUACCUACUUCUAUGUCAUGCACAGGUUGAUGGUUCAAUGUAUAAAUACCUAUUUAAGUUUAGAUAAAAAUGACUUAAAUAAGAGCCCGUUUGCUA
Messenger RNA from Cicer arietinum (chickpea), 1237 nucleotides. Its product is annotated as chlorophyll a-b binding protein 7, chloroplastic. The record is from RefSeq and is a predicted model, not a curated record. NCBI's taxonomy places the organism in Eukaryota, Viridiplantae, Streptophyta, Magnoliopsida, Fabales, Fabaceae. Gene Ontology annotation, biological process: photosynthesis, light harvesting. Gene Ontology annotation, cellular component: membrane.